GUUCCGGACAACGCCUGGGGUGCGGGAGCCGCGGCGGCCGCUUCCUGCUGGCGGGGCUUCCGGCGCGGCGGCGGAGCCCCCUGAGCGCUGCGAGGGCCCGGCGGGCCGGGGGGAGACUAUAUUUUUCAAGUUCUUCAAGUAUUCUUGCACAACGAGGAGAAAGAAGAAACAUUUCGGUGAAUGAGGAGUUUUUUGCUUCUAUAGUGUUUUCCUUGAGAAGUGGCUCUUUGAAUGAGGAUGACAAUGGAAGAGAUGAAGAAUGAAGCAGAGACCACUUCUAUGGUUUCCAUGCCUCUCUAUGCUGUUAUGUAUCCUGUCUUUAAUGAGCUAGAAAGAGUAAACCUGUCUGCAGCUCAGACACUGAGAGCAGCAUUUAUUAAGGCUGAAAAGGAAAAUCCAGGUCUUACACAGGACAUCAUUAUGAAAAUCCUGGAGAAAAAAAGUGUGGAUGUGAACUUCACAGAGUCCCUUCUGCGUAUGGCAGCUGAUGAUGUAGAAGAGUAUAUGAUUGAAAGACCAGAACCAGAAUUCCAAGAUCUUAAUGAAAAGGCACGAGCACUUAAACAGAUUCUUAGUAAGAUUCCUGAUGAGAUCAAUGACAGAGUGAGGUUUCUUCAGACAAUCAAGGACAUUGCAAGUGCAAUAAAGGAGCUUCUUGACACAGUAAAUAAUGUCUUCAAGAAAUACCAAUACCAGAACCGACGGGCACUUGAGCACCAAAAGAAAGAGUUUGUAAAAUACUCCAAAAGUUUCAGUGAUACUCUGAAAACCUAUUUUAAAGAUGGAAAGGCAAUAAAUGUGUUCGUAAGUGCCAACCGACUAAUUCAUCAAACCAACUUGAUACUCCAGACCUUCAAAACUGUGGCCUGAAAACUGUAUAUGUUGAGAGUUGUACUUUUCAAUGGUGGAUAGGGUACCUUUAUAUGUAAAUUUUAAAGUUUUGACUGUAUAAAUUAUCAGCCCCUUCUGAGGGGCCUAAUGCAGGAUUUUGAAUGGGAUUAUUGCCAUCUUACACCAUAUUUUUGUAAAACAUUGUAGCUUAAUCAUAAUCUCACAAUGAAGAUUUUGCAUCACUUUUUGCUAUUAUCAUUCUUUUCAGAAUUAUAAGCCAAAAGAAUUUACGCCUUAAUGUGUCAUUAUGUAACAUUCCUUAUAAGAAGUGUAAAUAUUUGGUGUUCUGUUUCUGACAUUUUAACUUGAAAGCGGAAAACUGCAAGAUUAUGUAUUUAACAAUAUUGGUGGCAAAUAUUCAAUAAAUAGUUUACAUCUGUUA
This is a messenger RNA of Apus apus (common swift), 1273 nucleotides long. It is a transcript of the gene PDCD10, whose product is annotated as programmed cell death 10. Lineage: Eukaryota; Metazoa; Chordata; Aves; Apodiformes; Apodidae. The transcript has 8 exons. The record is from RefSeq and is a predicted model, not a curated record. The coding region runs from base 232 to 870 and encodes 212 amino acids. Gene Ontology annotation, molecular function: protein kinase binding. Gene Ontology annotation, biological process: positive regulation of MAP kinase activity; regulation of Golgi organization. Gene Ontology annotation, cellular component: FAR/SIP/STRIPAK complex; Golgi apparatus.